GCUCGAAAUAGGAGUGGAGUGGCCUUGUAAAUGGCAUUAUACUACCGACCUCUUCUUCUCUUACAUCAUCGUCAUCCAACUUCUCCGUCUGUAAUUCCUUUUUUCCGAAAUUACCCUUCGAAACCCCUCAAAUUCUCCAGCCUGCCCUUCGUUCACAGCUGCCGUCAGACUACAGCCUACUCCUCCGCUCGGUGUUGUUCUUCUUCGUCGUCUUCAUCAAUGGAAUCUCCUCCCGAAGGUUACAGAAGAAAUGUCGGUGUCUGCCUCAUGAAUGAUUGCAAAAAGAUUUUCACUGCCUCGAGGUUGGAUAUUCCCAGUGCUUGGCAAAUGCCUCAGGGUGGAAUAGACGAGGGUGAAGAUCCAAGAGUUGCAGUCAUGAGAGAGCUUAAAGAAGAGACUGGAGUUCACUCCGCUGAGAUUGUAGCUGAGGCACCUCACUGGAUCACCUACGACUUCCCUCCUGAUGUUAGAGAGAAGCUUAAGGUCAGAUGGGGAUCGGAUUGGAAGGGUCAAGCACAGAAAUGGUUUCUUCUGAAAUUUACUGGGAAAGAUGAAGAAAUUAAUCUGCUUGGCGAUGGCACUGAGAAACCCGAGUUUGGAGAAUGGUCCUGGACUUCUCCUGAUCAAGUCGUUGAACAAGCUGUGGAAUUCAAGAAGCCAGUGUACAAGGAAGUCAUGUCAGCUUUCGCUUCUCAUCUCCAUUAGUAAAAAAGAAACAUAAAACUAAACUCAUUGUUUCUAAGUUCUUUUUUGAUAAGAAACUAGAGAAUAAGCUCUUCUUGACAAUAUUUGCUUUUUUAUCAACAACCCAUGACUAAAAAUACAA
Capsella rubella is the source of this 826-nucleotide messenger RNA. Its product is annotated as nudix hydrolase 26, chloroplastic. The coding region runs from base 31 to 705 and encodes 224 amino acids. Gene Ontology annotation, biological process: ribose phosphate metabolic process; nucleoside phosphate metabolic process. NCBI's taxonomy places the organism in Eukaryota, Viridiplantae, Streptophyta, Magnoliopsida, Brassicales, Brassicaceae. The record is from RefSeq and is a predicted model, not a curated record. Gene Ontology annotation, molecular function: guanosine-3',5'-bis(diphosphate) 3'-diphosphatase activity; bis(5'-adenosyl)-pentaphosphatase activity. Gene Ontology annotation, cellular component: chloroplast. The transcript is spliced from 6 exons.